AUGAAGGAGACAUUGCGGAGACUUCUGAGGCCAACGAGAGUGCUGUUGCCGGAGAUGCUGGAGGAACCGGUAGUUGGUGGGUUGAUUCACCAGCUCUUUGACGCAUCCCACAAUUGGUGUCAUUUGGUUAAUCGAGUUCGCUACUCUCGUUACUAUCGGGGCCCAGUGGAGCAUGGCACUGUGCAUGGACUUCUCUACCAGUUUUUGAACGAGGGCCUCUUGAAGGAGCCUUCGUUAGAGUGGCUCAGAAAUCGAUCUCUUCCUACGUGCAAAGGUCACCUCAUUCUCAAAUCCAAUGGAAAGUUCAGACUGAUUUCCAUUCCAACCUGUUUCAAUGCACGUUUCAGGCAGGCCGGUGGUUUGGUGGAUUUCCUUCGUUUCUUGCGUGAUCAGGUUUCUUUUGUCUUUCGACCAUCGCUACCAAAUAUACCUUCAGCGUUUGUGGCACUCUCCAAUCUUCGUGCCCUCUUUCCCAUGGGACAGAGGUUUUAUCUUGCACGGAUGGACAUUGCUGACUGCUUCAAUAGCAUUGAUCAUGGCCUUUUGUUGGACGUUUUCAAGAAGACGGUAAAGAAGGCAAUGCUCUUCUCCAAUACGGCGUUUUCCGAUCAGUUUGUCGUUUCGGAGCUAUCCUUCUUCCUCAAUAAUUAUGUUAUAAAGUUUGCUGGGUGUCGCCUCUUGCAAAGCAGAGGCAUUCCUCAAGGUUCUUGCGUAUCUACCGACUUGUCGAAUCUCUUUCUGGCUUACGUCGAUCGGAAAAGCCCAAUAAGCUCUUGCUUUUGGGACGCUGAACGAAAAAGGCCAUGGGGUGGAGAAAGACCGGAGGCUGGGAUUUUGCGCUUCCAUGAUGACUACCUCUACCUUGCUGCCUCAAAAGGGCACUUGAGCGCUGUGCGGGAUGCGCUGCUUGGCAAUCUGCACAGGUUUGGUCUUCGACCCAACUUCUCCAAGGAAAAUGUUGAGAGCGGCAAGGGUCCGCGAAUGUUCGACCGCUUUGGAGGCUACCCCUUGCCCUGGAAGGACUGUUUGUUCCGAUUAAAGGCCUGUCUUCAUACCUCGACUCACAUCAAGAUGGUCGCCACCCAAGCGGGUUUUGCUUCGAAUUCCUCCGUGGCGGAGGAGAAUGCAAGACGCAUUGGCUUGUAUUUCGGUCACCUUGUCAUUGUCUACAUUUGGUCCUGCCCAGAGCGUCAUGUCCACUUGGCAUCAAUUAAACGCUCUCGGCAACUUGCAAGUGAGUUUUUUGUUGAACAAUCAAUUUGCUUUUGUGGCAUUGAAUGCCUGGUGAAAAGUGAACUUUUGAUGUGA
This is a messenger RNA of Echinococcus granulosus, 1308 nucleotides long. RefSeq names its product serine/threonine protein kinase. The transcript has 8 exons. Gene Ontology annotation, molecular function: telomeric repeat DNA binding; telomerase RNA binding. The record is from RefSeq and is a predicted model, not a curated record. Gene Ontology annotation, biological process: telomere maintenance via telomerase. Gene Ontology annotation, cellular component: telomerase catalytic core complex. Bases 1 to 1308 code for a protein of 435 amino acids. Lineage: Eukaryota; Metazoa; Platyhelminthes; Cestoda; Cyclophyllidea; Taeniidae.